Molecule: messenger RNA, 2354 nt
Organism: Phascolarctos cinereus (koala)
Lineage: Eukaryota; Metazoa; Chordata; Mammalia; Diprotodontia; Phascolarctidae
Gene: SLC6A18
Product: solute carrier family 6 member 18
Biological process (GO): nitrogen compound transport; amino acid transport; sodium ion transmembrane transport
Cellular component (GO): plasma membrane
Source: RefSeq, a predicted model, not a curated record
AAUUCAACAAAGGGUGCAUUUUGUAGCCACUGCAGCAUCUCUACUACCUGCUGUCCCAUUUGUUCUUUUGCACAAGCUGGCCCUGGGUGGAUACACCCAGCCCUGCCUUCAGUCAGGAUCGUUCAAAGCCAAAGCAGGCCCACAGCAGAGGACCUCCUCAGUGACAAUGGCAAUGAUGUCCAGCGUUCUGGCAACAGAUACGCUUCCAGGGGAUUCUAAGGAUGAUGAGCGACCCAAAUGGGACAACAAAUUUCAGUACAUUUUAAGCUGUAUUGGAUUUGCUGUAGGGUUGGGAAAUAUAUGGAGAUUUCCAUACUUGUGUCAGACUUAUGGAGGAGGAGCUUUCCUAGUUCCAUACUUUGUUGCCCUGAUCUUCGAAGGAAUCCCCCUGUUUCACAUUGAACUCGCCAUUGGUCAGCGCUUAAGGAAAGGUAGUAUUGGGGUUUGGAGCACCAUCUCACCAUACCUUAAAGGAGUAGGCAUUGGAUGUUUUUUUGUUUCCUUCCUGGUGAGCUUGUAUUACAACACCAUUUUAAUGUGGGUGUUGUGGUAUUUUCUGAAUUCUUUCCAAAGCCCCCUUCCUUGGAGUUUUUGUCCCCUAAAUGAAAACAAAACAGGGCUUGUUGAAGAGUGCCAGCUUAGCAAUACUGUGAAUUAUUUCUGGUACAGGCAGACGCUAAACAUCUCAGCAGACAUCAAUGAAAGCGGGACCCCACAGUGGUGGCUGGCCAUGUGCUUAGUGGCCUGUUGGACGAUUGUGUAUAUCUGCAUUAUCAGAGGUAUUGAGUCCACAGGAAAGGCCAUUUAUUUUACUGCCCUCUUUCCUUAUCUGGUCUUGACUGUCUUCCUCAUCCAAGGACUCACCCUACCUGGAGCUACUGAAGGAUUAAUUUACCUCUUUACACCUAAUAUGAGCAUUCUCCAGAAUCCCCGGGUAUGGCUUGAUGCAGCCACUCAGAUCUUUUUUUCCCUUUCACUGGCUUUUGGAGGACACAUUGCAUAUUCAAGUUACAAUCCACCCAAGAAUGACUGUGAAAAAGAUGCUGUCACCAUAGCCGUAGUGAACAGCAUGACCUCCCUCUAUGCUUCUAUUGCUGUUUUCUCUGUCCUAGGCUUCAAAGCAACAAAUGAUUACUGGGCUUGUGUGGACAGAAAUAUCAUCAGCAUCAUCAAUGAGUUUGAUUUUCCAGACCAAAGUAUCCAGCGAGAGGACUACCUGGCCUGCUUCACACACUUGAAUUCAACCCAAUCAGGCAGAAUGGCACGGCUCCAGCUGAAGAGCUGCCACCUGCAAGAUUUUCUGGACAAGAGUGCCUCUGGUACCGGCCUGGCCUUUAUCAUCUUCACAGAGGCUAUGGUGCACAUGCCUGGCUCUCCUGGAUGGGCGGUGCUCUUCUUUGGGAUGCUGUUUUCCUUGGGUCUUUCUUCUAUGUUUGGGAAUAUGGAAGGAGUACUGACGCCUAUCCUAGAUAUGCAAAUUCUGCCCAAGUCAGUCCCCAAGGAAUUAAUAACAGCUGUGACAUGCCUAAUUUCCUGCCUCUUCGCUCUUUGUUUCACACUACAAUCUGGCAAUUACUGGCUUGAAAUCUUUGACAAUUAUGCAGCUUCCUUGAACCUAUUGAUCUUUGCCUUCUUUGAAGUUAUUGGUGUCAGUUAUGUUUAUGGAUUGACAAGGUUCUGUGACGAUGUGGAAUGGAUGACGGGAAGGCGGCCCAACAUCUACUGGCAGGUGACAUGGAAAAUCAUCAGUCCUCUGCUGCUGCUGACCAUCUUUAUAGCCUACAUCAUCCUAAUGAUACUAAAGCAGCCAACGUAUGGAUCCUGGGACCCACAAUAUGAUGAUUUCCCAAUCAAGCAAGAGAAAUUCUACCCUGGCUGGGUGCAAGUCGUCUCUGUGAUGUUGUCAUUACUUCCUUGCAUUUGGAUACCUGGGAUAGCAAUUUUUCAGCUAAUCAACAGGAGGAAAAGAAAAGGGAAGAAUUCAUGGCCAGCACCUGAUGGCAAAAACUCUAUUAAUCUGUAGGGGACUAAAGGGGUGAUUCUAUGUAAAAGAGGAAGGAAAUAGGGGACUUAACGUCAUAAACUGUGAAUCUGGCUUGUCGGGGUUGUUUUGUCACUUGGACAAGAGGGACAGUAUUCAGCAUCAGUAUGAAGAACAGUUUAUUCAGUUGGUACCCACGACAACAUUCUCUCUCCUAGCUCCAGAAUAUUCUACUCCUCAGCUUUCCCUUAGUUACUGGCUCACAAAUAUAUUUCCCAUUUGGAUAUCAAUAAUGCACAGCAGUGCAGUGGAUAGAGUGCUGGGCCUAGAGUCAGGAAGACUCAUCUUCCUGAGUUCAAAUCUGGCCUCAGAC